Messenger RNA from Lolium rigidum, 796 nucleotides. Its product is annotated as tobamovirus multiplication protein 2B. NCBI's taxonomy places the organism in Eukaryota, Viridiplantae, Streptophyta, Magnoliopsida, Poales, Poaceae. The record is from RefSeq and is a predicted model, not a curated record. The transcript has 5 exons. The coding region runs from base 1 to 384 and encodes 127 amino acids.
AUGGCUGCGGCGACGGGCGGCGGCGGAGGAGCCAAGGCGGCGGUGGCCGAGCAGAUAGGGCAGGCGGUGCAGUCCACCUCCAACCUCCUCCAGCUCAUGGAACAGUCUUCCCCUGCCCAGGUCCACUUGGCGAAACUCCCGAAGAAUCUCUUGGCAAAAACAUCUCUUACGAAGAACACAGAGCACGUGCUACAACAACUACCUAAUGUAAUUUCUUCCUUGGAUGCUUUUAUGGACAGUAGUUUGCAAAGUGCUUCUCAAAUUAAGACUGUCACGCAAUUGUUAUCAAACAUGGAGAACACCCAACUCAAAUCUAUUUUGCCUGCCUCUCGGUUACAGAAAGAUCAGAAUAAUACUGAGUCUGGAGAACUUAGGGUUGACUGAUGUGUUUACUGAUGCUUAUGCUCCCAGACAUCAGUUUCUCACCAAGGCCUAGGCUCAGCUGACUUCAAUUGGAGAACAUGGUAGUAGCCAGCUGAAGACUUGUAGUUGGCACGGCUCUGGUGACCGGAAUGUGCAAAGGGCCCUUGUUGUGUACUGGUGUAUCGAGAUAUACACAAUGUACUUAGUGAAUUCUUGUAAGUUUUGAACUUCUGUUAGUAUGGGAUCUCUAGUGUGUGAAACAAUUAUAUGUGGGUUGUGGUUUGGAUGGCUGAAGCAAUGAACCUACUAUCACUUUGAUAGUUCUUAUUGUAAAUUCUGUUGUUUGGCUUCAGUGCUAAUUAAGAUAAACAUUGGUGUUGGCCCUUCUCAUUUGUAUGUACAAUAAAAUGAAAGAAGAUAAGAUGACAUCUGA